Dimorphilus gyrociliatus is the source of this 4035-nucleotide messenger RNA. Lineage: Eukaryota; Metazoa; Annelida; Polychaeta; Dinophilidae. The record is from the annotation of a GenBank genome assembly.
GUUUCGUCACGUGACUCAGUCAGCCAAGAUGGCCGAGCGACGGCUGCUGUGGCAGUUGGAAAACGGAUAAAUCCUAGUCAGAAUUUCUAACAAAUGCGAUAUCCAAUGUUAUUAUGCCCUCAAAUAGAGGAUAAUGAGCAAAGAACUGAAAUUAAAAAGUCCCGUCGGCGCGGAAUCGGUCGCUUACUCGUGGCCUUUUCCGUCUCAUCCGUUUAUGUUAACCCUUUGCCACCCACCGACUUCGCGCCAUUUCCUCGCCAACUUACUUUUCUAAUUUUAUAUAGAUGGGUCGGUAAAGAUGUUGAAGAAUUAAACGUGGUGACUCGUAAUUUAAUAAGUGACUGUGAUAUUAAAAGUUACGAAAGCGUUAAAAAUCUUUGUGAUAGAUACAAUAAGGCAAUCGACAGAAUUCUACAACUCAGGAAAGGCAUAGCCAGACCAUCGGGUACGCCUCUAAGACCAUGCAAUGGGCUUCUUAAACAUAUUUUACAACAAUGUUAUGUAAGAGCAGUCCUAGAGCCGGAAAAACUUAAUCAAUACGAGCCGUUUUCACCUGAGGUAUACGGGGAGACGUCAUACGAAUUAGUAGAACAGAUGCUCAAAUAUAUCAAGAAAGAUUUUAGCGACGAUUGUUUAUUUAUUGAUCUCGGAAGCGGAGUUGGGCAGGUCGUACUGCAAGUGGCUGCUUCGACAACUGUUAAGCGCUGCAUAGGAAUUGAGAAGGCAGAGUAUCCUUCCUCGUGUGCUAUAAACAUGCAAAUAGAAUUUAGGAAAUGGAUGAGUUGGUUCGGAAAAACAUUCUCCGAGUUCGAAAUUAUCCGGGGUGAUUUUAUCGACGAGCAGUUUAGAGACUCCAUUAGAGAGGCCGAUGUAUUGUUUGUGAACAAUUUUGCUUUUGGUCCCCGAGUAGACCUUGAGCUAAAAGAAAGAUUUAACGACAUGAAAGAAGGUGCAAAGAUUGUAUCAUCGAAAGCAUUUUGCCCAUUGAACUUUCGAAUUAAUGAUCGAGCGUUAAAAGACGUAGCAUCUAUAUUAACUGUCGAAGAACUAACUCCUAUGAGCGGUAAUGUGUCUUGGACGUGCAAACCUGUUACUUUUACUUUACAUACAGUCAAUAGGUCCAUGUUGGAAGAUUAUUUCAAAGGGUUAAAAAAUCCGUCUAUGAGGCAGGAGGAAGAAAAGAUUGUAAGAAAAGACAGAAAAGGCAGAGUGAUAGGAUCUUACACGAAUGGAGUGAAACUUAGCGGGCAGGUUGGCGAAAAACAAAGUAAUGGUGAUAAGUCCACAUCGGAGCGCAGAUGUAGUACUUCAUCUACAGACGGCGCAAAGAACGACUUAUUCGGCCCAACUACCAGAAGACAAUGGAAUGAAUGGGUUCGGUCAAAUACUGCCUGCCAGCCAUCUUCGAAUGAAGAUAACGAAAGGCAGGAGAACGAAAACCGUAAAAAAAGAGAAAAGAAGGAUAGAAAGCGUUCUCGAAGACGCCCGCUCCUCACAGUCGCUAGUAAGAAAGUUCAGGCAAAUGCCCAAAAGAAAAAAGCUUUGGGAAUGGAUGCUUUGAAUCUUUUUCACAAUCAUACCCUAAUGUCUUCUCAAGGCGGUCAACAACUGGAUUCUUUUAAUUGUAAAGUUAUGACAAAUCAUCUGAAAGAUGCCCAGUCGGCCCCAGCACAAAAGGAGCAAAAUUUACCUUCCGUUGCGGUAGUACCUACCCAUCGACCAGCCAUUCCGGUAAACCAAAAUCUUCCUCCUGAACUAGUCGAAUCUAUUGAUCAGUUUUAUGAAUCACAAAGACAGCAAGCGGUCGAAUUUUUCAAAUAUGCUCAGAGUGAGCAGUAUGUGGAAGCUGUAGAGCAAGAAUUGAAAAAAGAGCGCGAAAAAAAUAAUUCUCUUAAACAAACGUUGCAAAAAUUGGAGAAACAGAGUGAACUCUUAACAAAAGAUGGUUUGGAUAAAUUGAAAAGUCGAUUGUCAGAGUGCCAUGUUAAUGCUCAAACCCCUUCCGAAUUCUUGAGCAAAGCAAAGGAUAUAGUAACAAAAUUCAAGUGCUUGAAUCAGAAACUGGAUCAAGAGCAACAAACAGUUAAUAAGCUUGAUCAAGAAAGAAUAAAAUUAUUGGAAAUGCGAAAACAAGAGCAGAAGAGUAUUGUAUCAUCUGGAAAUUUGGGUUUAGACCAGAAGCCUGCAAUAAAUUCUAAGCUGUCAGCUGGUAAUCCAUCGUUGGGAGAUGAUCAUACAAAAUCGCAACGAGAACGGAUAACAAUGAAAUUAGAUAUCCGUCAACCAGAUAAGGUGAAAGUACUUGGUGCUAAAGCAGAUACAAAAGCUAAGAAAAACCCUCAAAAUUUAACCCUUGUAAAUGACCCUUAUUCUUUCGUUGAUUCUGAGACAACCGUUACAAAAGGCAGGAGUUCUGUCAAAUCUGAUCUACCUGUUCUAACCCAGGCUCUCUUGGGAAAAUCGCCUUUAAAUAGGAUAGCCUCAGCGACAAAACGAACAUCGACUUCACCCAUCGAUCCGCCACCGCCAAUAAAAGAACAGAAAAGACCCAAAACAAAGGAUGCACCAUCCAGACCAAGUUCUUCGUCUAGUACAUUGUCAGCAGACAGUAACCCGUCUGUUCCGACUUCUCCUAGAGCUAAGCUUCUUCCCCGAUCAAAAUCUGAUCAAGAUCAAUUAGUUGAUAAAGUUAAAGACGCACUUUUGCCCCACGAUCGUUCGAAACCCGCAUUCGCUCCAUUAACAAAUCAAUCAGGGACAUACUUACCACCACCACCUCCGCACCAUCCCCAUCCGAAUAUCAUGCCGCUAUUGCCGCCUUUUUUUAUUCCACCGUACCCAAGCAGUUUAUCUUCAUCCUACACUUCGGUAGCGAAAAAAAGUAACGGUAUGAUAAAGCACCCCAAACAGUCACCAAAUGGCUGGGAACAAGUAUCAUCAGGGCUUGAUGUAUUAUUUGCAGCCUCAUCUGAGAGACCAACAAGUUCUCCGAAUGGUGAGGGUUUAAGUAAUUCACUCGGAUCUUGUAGCGUAGGUCAGUCCCGUAGUGAAGUUACUGACCAAGAUAACGAUAGCACUAAGUAUGAUAAACACUUCAAGAAGAAACUCUUCAUGCGACAACGGCAGGCUGCAGUUCAAAAUACUAAACAAGCAAAGUUCAAACCAAAGGGUAAGGAUUAUCCUCGGGAAAGUGACGCGACUGAUAGUUUACAACUAAUCAAAAUCUUUUCACCCUUACCGACAUUUUUAUUUUACGCCACCUGCAGACUAGAAGCUGCAUUAAUUGACCUUAGUGGAACAUUACAUAUAGAUAAUGAGCCUACCAGAAAUGCAGUAUCUUCAUUGCAUAGACUACGGGAAAGUGGAGUGAAAGUGAAAUUUGUAACUAAUACAACUAAAGAAUCGCUCUCAAGUUUAUAUAACCGUUUGAUUAAUAUAGGAUUUUCAAUUGAUAAGAAUGAGAUUUACACUUCAUUGACGGCAGCUAAAAACUAUAUAACAGAAAAUAAAAUAAGGCCUCUAUUGCUGUUGGAUGAUGAUGCGAAAAAAGACUUUGAUGGAGUUGUGGAAACGGAGCCAAAUGGGGUUGUUGUUGGUCUUUCUCCUAAAUCUUUCAACUACGAUACAUUGAAUAAAGCAUUUCGCCUACUUUUACAUGGCCAUCCAUUGAUAGCUAUUCAUAAAGCUAGAUAUUUUAAGAAAGCGGAUGGUUUAUAUUUAGGGCCUGGACCGUUUGUAUCUGCCUUGGAAUACGCUUCGAACGCGAAGCCAAUUCUAAUUGGAAAGCCUAAUGAAUCAUUUUUCCAAGAAGCUCUCAGUCAAUUGAAUUGUCAAGCUAAUAAAACUGUUAUGAUAGGUGAUGAUGUACACGAUGACCUUGAAGGAGCGUCAAAAAUUGGAAUGAAAUCGGUCUUAGUGAAAACUGGAAAGUAUAGAGAGAAGGACGAAUGCAAAAUCCCAAAUUUUCGGCCAACCUGUAUUGUCAAUGACUUCUCCGAAUCUGUUGAGUGGAUUAUUGACCAAAAUUUAUUAUAA